Messenger RNA from Acanthisitta chloris (rifleman), 1094 nucleotides. RefSeq names its product four and a half LIM domains 3 (gene FHL3). Gene Ontology annotation, biological process: actin cytoskeleton organization. The transcript is spliced from 5 exons. Gene Ontology annotation, cellular component: Z disc; nucleus; stress fiber. Gene Ontology annotation, molecular function: actin binding; transcription coregulator activity. The record is from RefSeq and is a predicted model, not a curated record. Bases 27 to 866 code for a protein of 279 amino acids. NCBI's taxonomy places the organism in Eukaryota, Metazoa, Chordata, Aves, Passeriformes, Acanthisittidae.
GUGAAGGAGGCCCUCAGACCAGCACCAUGACAGAGUGCUUCGACUGUGACAACUGCAAGGAGUCCUUGUAUGGGCGCAAGUACAUCCAGAUGGACAACGGCCCGUACUGCAUCCCCUGCUAUGACGCUCACUUCGCCAACACCUGUGACGAGUGCAAGGAGCUGAUCGGCCACGACUGCAGGGAGCUGUACUAUGAGGACCGACACUACCACGAGCACUGCUUCCGUUGCUUCCGCUGCGACCGCUCUCUGGCUGACGAGCCUUUCACCUGCCAGGGCGAGGAGCUGCUGUGCAACGACUGCUACUGCAGCGAGUUCUCCUCCAAAUGCGUUGCCUGCGAGAAGACUGUCAUGCCAGGCUCCCGUAAGCUGGAAUACAACGGACAGACCUGGCACGAGCAUUGCUUCAUAUGCAGCAGCUGCCAGCAGCCCAUUGGGUCACGGUCCUUCAUCCCAGACAAGAAGGAUUAUUACUGUGUCCCCUGCUAUGAGAGCAAGUUUGCUCCUCGCUGCACUCGCUGCAAAAAGACCCUGACUAAGGGAGGAGUGACCUACCGGGAUGAGCCCUGGCACAAGGAGUGCUUUGUCUGCACGGGCUGCAAGACCCCCUUGGCUGGGCAGCAGUUCACCUCCCAGGACGACAACCCUUACUGCAUCAAGUGCUUUGGGAACCUCUAUGCCAAGAAGUGCAGUGCCUGCACAAAACCCAUCACAGGCUUCGGGGGCGGCAAAUACGUCUCCUUCGAGGACCGUCACUGGCACCACGACUGCUUCAACUGUGCCCGCUGCAGCACCUCCCUGGUGGGGAAAGGCUUCAUCCCCGACAACGACCAGAUCCUGUGCCGCGACUGCAGCAGCGACCUAUGAGCCUCCGAGGGCACCACGGGCAGGGCCUUCCUCUGUUCUUCAGGGCCUUCGUGCCAGCUCCUCCAGCAGCGUUUCAGGGGCAGGGCACAAGGCACGGGGGAUGGGGGCUGACCCCGAACUGUGGUGUGUUCAGGGGGCUGCUGUGCCCCUCCCUGAGGGCUAGAGUAUGAUGUGCUAUGGCUCUGUGCAGAGUCAAAGCUGAAUAAAGUUGAAAAAGGAGCUUCAAGA